Messenger RNA from Monopterus albus (swamp eel), 1339 nucleotides. Its product is annotated as growth arrest and DNA damage-inducible protein GADD45 beta. The transcript has 4 exons. Gene Ontology annotation, biological process: regulation of cell cycle. The record is from RefSeq and is a predicted model, not a curated record. Bases 185 to 742 code for a protein of 185 amino acids. Gene Ontology annotation, cellular component: nucleus; cytoplasm. NCBI's taxonomy places the organism in Eukaryota, Metazoa, Chordata, Actinopteri, Synbranchiformes, Synbranchidae.
GACGCACAGCAGGGCGGAGAUAAAACCGGGGAGUUUCGGCGUUCGGAGGCAGAGAUUUCGCUGCUCACUGACGGAUUCACAUCUCGCGGACCAAUCUCUGAAUCUCUCCUCUUUUAACGGAGUCUGAAACGAUCUUUGUACCGAUCUGGAUUACAACUUGUUAGGACUUUAUUCCGGGAAUUUAAUGAACACCAGCCUGUGCGCGCUGUGGAUAUUUCUUACUAUCCUGGAUCUUGUGGAUUAUUUUACUGACUUCAGCAUGACUCUGGAGGAACUCGUUGGAUCCAACAGCACCGAGAAAAAGAUGGAGACGGUGAGUCAGGCUCUGGAGGAGCUGCUGGUCACAGCUCAGCGGCAAGACUGUCUCACGGUGGGAGUCUACGAAUCCGCCAAACUCAUGAAUGUAGACCCGGACAGUGUGGUCCUGUGCGUCCUCGCCACUGAUGAGGAGGAUGUCGAUGACAUCGCGCUGCAGAUCCACUUCACGCUUCUGCAGGCUUUCUGCUGCGACAACGACAUUAACAUUCUGCGGGUGUCCGGCAUAAGGCGGCUGGCCCAGCUGCUGGGGGAGGACACCGAGAACAGUAACAGCAACGAGCCCCGGGACCUGCACUGCAUCCUGGUCACGAACCCCCCAGUGCAGCCGCUACAGUGCCAGGCCCUGCAGGACAUCAACAAUUUCUGUGAGGAGAGCCGCUGCAGGAACCAGUGGGUGCCCUGUCUGGAGCUGCAGGACGGCUGAGCCGGGCCGGGAAGAACCGAGUCAGACCGCUUAGGAGCGGUGAGAAAGAGUGGAAAAAGCCCAAACAGCCGUCCUCAUGCAGAAGAGGAGCAGUGGUGUUUGAGUGAGGACCGGGCCGAACCGAGCCUUCCUGAUGGAUGGGGGACUGAUGUGGCCGGGCAAGGCGCGCCAGCUACCGGUACCUGGUGGGUUGUGAAAACCGAACCGGAGUGUGCAGGAGGCUUCAGGUCCUGGAGCUGCAGAGAGGGAGAAGAUUUUCUUUUAACAUUCACGUGACUGAGUGACAGCACCUGGAUGUCACGUAACUGAACUGAACUGAACUGAACUGAACUGAACUGAACUGAAAUGAACUCAUGAAUGUCCUGAGGAGCUGCAGGUAAAGCUCCGGAGUAGCUGGGCUGCAGGUGCGGCUCACCUGUCUGCUCACACAUGAACUGAGGUUACCCAACAGCAUGUGACGUCAUAGUAUGCUAUUUGUUGUUGUUAGUGAAGCAGUGACUAAAGCGAACAGAGUUAAUAUAUGAGUGGAUCCACCUGUUGACUUAUUUGAUUAAUAAAUUAUUGAAGGAGAAAUGGUGAUGAUGCUUUGAGUAGUUC